AGUUGCUCGUUUCAGAAAUCCUUUUGAGAAGCUCUUUCUUCUCUCUCAUCAUCUUCCUCCAUUGCCGAUCCUCUCUGCUCGCCUCCAUCCAUCUCACGAUCCGGGGCAGUAGAGUUCCUAAAACCAACUCUCAAUACUGAGCUAGGUACGAAACAAUACAUGUUUCAAGCUCCGGCUGCUGUUUGGUUGGUUCUCUGAUUUCCUUUUUCCAAUUUUGGGAUUUUCUUUCUUCGCCUCAGAUACUUACACAAUAAGGUGAAUAAUAUAAUGAUUUCUCAACCCAAAGAAAACUGCUGUCUUCCUUGUCAGUGAUUGUGAUGGAUGCAAGAAACCUUUCCAUCUUUGCAGCUGUUUGUUGCUGUGCUAUAAUAAGUGACUUUCCAAGGGCAUCAUUGCAUUAUAGCAACAUUUAAGGGUUUAAAGAACAUCUUUGGUCAAUGGGGGAGUGGGUAAUUGGAGCUAUUAUUAAUGUAUUUGGUAGCAUUGCCAUAAAUUUCGGUACUAAUCUUCUCAAAUUGGGACAUGAUGAGAGAGAGAAGCAUUCCACGACUAGUCUUGAUGGAUUAAACAGAAAGAUGGUAAUGAAGCCCAUCAUAUAUUUCCACACUUGGAGAAUAGGAAUUUUAUUCUUUGCUCUUGGAAAUUGUCUCAAUUUCAUUUCAUUUGGAUAUGCUGCUCAGUCACUUCUUGCGGCUUUGGGAUCGGUUCAGUUUGUUUCCAACAUUGCCUUUGCUUAUUUUGUAUUGAAUAAGAUGGUUACUGUCAAAGUGCUUGUCGCCACAGCUUUUAUUGUCCUUGGAAAUAUCUUUCUUGUUGCUUUUGGAAACCACCAGUCCCCUGUUUUCACACCAGAGGAGUUGACGGAGAAGUAUAGCAACAUCAAUUUCCUUCUUUACUGUGUCAUUUUGCUUUUCAUUGUUCUGUUGCAUCACUUGGUGUACAGGAGAGGAGAAAUACUGGUGGCAAAUCCUUCAUAUGAACUUAAACCUUAUUGGAAAAUGCUGUUUCCUUUCUCAUAUGCUGUGGUGUCUGGUGCUGUUGGAUCAUGCUCUGUUCUUUUUGCAAAAUCUCUCUCUAAUAUGCUAAGGCUUUCCAUGUCUAGCAGCUAUCAUUUACAUAGCUGGUUCACAUAUUCCAUGAUUCUAUUAUUUCUUAGCACAGCUGGAUUUUGGAUGGCUAGAUUAAAUGAAGGCUUAUCAUUGUUUGAUGCAAUACUUAUUGUACCCAUGUUCCAGAUCGCCUGGACAUUUUUCUCCAUUUGUACAGGAUUUGUUUACUUUCAGGAAUAUCAGGUAUUAGAUAAUUUAAGGUCAACAAUGUUCAUAAUAGGAAUGAUAUCAGUAUUCGUUGGAAUUUCCUUAUUGGCGCCAGAUGAUGCAAAAGGAGGUGAAGUGAAGGAUAGUUCUCCAUUGGUUACAAUUGCAUCUUCAAGUAGUCCUGCUGAUACAGACAGGCUUUUGAUGAGAGAAGAAAAAGGUACAUAUACACUCCGGCAAGUAAUGCAUAUGAAAGCUGUUGAUAUAGCAGUCAAGGCAAAGGCUGUUUGCUCAUUGUCCUUGGGUCUAGGAGAGGACUCCAUCAAUGCAUCUUCUGUUCUGGUGAUGCCUAUGGUUUCGUCAAAGAUAACUGGAUUUAGAGGUAAUGGUUUUGACCAAGUCAAGCUUUUAUCGACUAAAGGAAACGGAUGGGGUAAGAUCUCAGAAGAGGAGGAUGAUGAUGAUAGCAUAGAAUUGCUGGAAACGAAUUCAAUGCUUUCUUAGACCAUUGAUUGAGAUCUGAAAGUGAUGAUGAUAUAAAUACAUAUACCACUACUAUGGGCUUUAUUUUAACAGCACUUUGGAAACAAAUUCUUUUUCUCCUGUAAUUAUUAUUUACCACGAGGAAUCAGACAUUGGAAAGAACAGAUCAGUAUCUGGGUUUGGGUUUGGGUUUGGAUGCGAUCGACAUUGUUUCUGGUUUAGUGAGUGCCAACCAACCAACCGUCUGUUCAGUUAUGUUAGUCAAUGGAUUUCCCCUAUUGUGUGAUAUAUGAUUGAAAUAUUUGUGCU
Messenger RNA from Impatiens glandulifera, 2048 nucleotides. Its product is annotated as probable magnesium transporter NIPA8. Gene Ontology annotation, cellular component: membrane. Lineage: Eukaryota; Viridiplantae; Streptophyta; Magnoliopsida; Ericales; Balsaminaceae. The record is from RefSeq and is a predicted model, not a curated record. Gene Ontology annotation, molecular function: magnesium ion transmembrane transporter activity. The coding region runs from base 438 to 1760 and encodes 440 amino acids. Gene Ontology annotation, biological process: magnesium ion transport. The transcript is spliced from 14 exons.